AUGAAGCAUCUAAGAGCCAUAUCAAGUGCUAGCGAUGCUGCUCUAGCUUACCGCAUUACAUCGCGUAGCUCGCGUCCAUUUUCAACAGCUCUGACCAGAAGAGGCACAUCGCAUCCCUGCUCCACAGCAUUCACGCGCAACCCGACUCCGCGACAGCUAGGUCUUCCAAAAAGGCUUCAAAUACCAGUCCGCCAUGCAUCGACAUCUGCCCCCUCUGUUCCACUCCGCAAAACACCCCUCUACGACCUCCAUGUUGAGCACGGCGCGAAGAUGGUGCCCUUUGGUGGCUUCCAUAUGCCCGUACAGUACUCUGCGCAAAGCGUCAGCGCUUCACACCACUUCACCCGCAGCCAUGCGUCUCUAUUCGACGUCAGCCAUAUGGUACAGCACCGCUUUAGCGGCCCAGGAGCUACCGCCUUCCUGGAGAAGAUUACCCCUGCUUCGAUUACGGAAUUGGAAACACACAGGAGCGGAUUGAGCACGUUGCUGUGGCCUACUACUGGAGGGAUUGUCGACGAUACCAUAAUCACAAGAUUGGGGCCGGAGCUUUUCUACGUGGUUACAAAUGCGGGGUGCCGGGAGAAGGAUCUCAAGUACUUCACUGAGCAGUUGGAGGAAUUCAAGAAAGCCGGAGGGGAGAAGGUUGACUGGGAAGUCUUAGAGGAUUGGGGAUUGGUUGCACUGCAAGGACCGUUGAGUGAGGAAAUCUUGAACUCUGUGCUCGUGGAACCUGAGGAGGCAAAUUUGAAGGAGAUGUAUUUCGGGCAGAGCAAGUUUCUGAAGGUCAAAUUGCUGGGAAUGGAUCUCUCAAGUCCGUUGUUGGUUAGUAGAGGAGGAUACACCGGAGAAGAUGGCUUCGAGAUCUCGAUUCCCGGGGAUCAGGCAGUUGCUGUCACAGAAGCUCUCUUGCAGACUGCAACACCCGAACGCCUUCAGCUUGCCGGUUUGGGCGCUAGAGACAGCUUGAGGUUGGAGGCAGGAAUGUGCCUUUACGGACAUGAUCUGGACGAUACCACCACACCGGUUGAAGCAGCUCUCAGCUGGGUCAUUGGCAAGAGUCGGAGAACUGGUGGAGGAUUCCACGGCGCCGAGACUAUCUUAAGACAGCUCACGCCAAAGUCGAAGGGCGGCAGCGGCGUUGACAGACGCAGAGUUGGAUUGAUCGUGGAGGGGGCUCCUGCCAGAGAAGGCGCUGUGAUUGUUGACGAGAAGGGCGAGAAAAUUGGAAACAUCACAAGUGGAUGCCCAAGCCCGACCCUAUCAAAGAACAUUGCAAUGGGAUACAUCAAGGAUGGCUUCCACAAGGCUGGCACAAAUGUUGAGGUCGUUGUCAGGGGCAAGAACCGUAAGGCUCAAGUUACAAAGAUGCCAUUUGUCCCCAGUAAAUACUGGAAAGCUGCAUGA
Messenger RNA from Amorphotheca resinae ATCC 22711, 1404 nucleotides. RefSeq lists its product as hypothetical. The record is from RefSeq and is a predicted model, not a curated record. Bases 1 to 1404 code for a protein of 467 amino acids. NCBI's taxonomy places the organism in Eukaryota, Fungi, Ascomycota, Leotiomycetes, Helotiales, Amorphothecaceae. Gene Ontology annotation, biological process: glycine catabolic process. Gene Ontology annotation, cellular component: mitochondrion. The transcript has a single exon. Gene Ontology annotation, molecular function: protein binding; aminomethyltransferase activity.